AUGAGUAAAACACCUCAGAAUAAUAAUACGGCCAACACAUCGAAUGAAGCACAUCAAACAUUAUUAAUUAAUCCACCACAGAAUACUCAAAAAGCAAAAACUUUUCCUAGUGAUCGUUUAAUAAAUAUUCUUGUUGGUAUCCUUGCAUUAUUAUUCAUUAUUGUAUUAAUACUUACAAUUUUUCUAGCUAUACAUUGUUAUUCAAAUACACAUUAUUUUACUAAGAUACUAGUAGCACAAAACAAAACUAAUAUAGUAACUGAUCAGCUUGUUUCAACAACUGUUAUACCACCCAUAAUAAUAAACAGCUUUCGCUCUGUAGGUGGAUUUGCUGCACCUCAAGGAAAAUAUAUGGAAAAUAAUGAUGUCGCUGCUUUCGACGAUUAG
Molecule: messenger RNA, 387 nt
Organism: Adineta steineri
Lineage: Eukaryota; Metazoa; Rotifera; Eurotatoria; Adinetida; Adinetidae
Source: the annotation of a GenBank genome assembly